Molecule: messenger RNA, 4934 nt
Organism: Vicia villosa (hairy vetch)
Lineage: Eukaryota; Viridiplantae; Streptophyta; Magnoliopsida; Fabales; Fabaceae
Product: transcription elongation factor SPT6 homolog
Exons: 15
Coding region: 405-4595 (1396 amino acids)
Biological process (GO): nucleosome organization; transcription elongation by RNA polymerase II; mRNA transcription by RNA polymerase II
Cellular component (GO): transcription elongation factor complex
Molecular function (GO): histone binding; nucleic acid binding; nucleosome binding
Source: RefSeq, a predicted model, not a curated record
GUUCGUGAGUGUUACAAAAAAACCUUUUUGUGGAAACUCACUGACGCUAAAACCAUUCAUCUUCAUCCUUCAAUCUUCUUCUGAUCACCAUGGCCAAAGAUGAGGUUAUUGAUGUUGAAGAUUUGGAGGAGUAUAUGGAUAUUCAUGACGAAGAUGAUGAUGAACUAGAAAAUGAAUAUGAACAAGAUGGAUUCAUAGUUGAUGACAUUGAAGAAGACGAGGAAGAUGAAGAUGAAAGUGAGCAAGAGCUUCAGAAGAAGAAAAAGAGGAAGAAAAUCAGGGAGGAGUAUGUCCUUGAUGAAGAUGAUAUUUAGUUGCUCCACGACAAUAACAAGGAAAGCAAAACGUUCAAGCGACUUAAAAAGGGCCACAGGGAAGAGGAGGAGGAUGCCGAAGAAGAUGAAAUGUCCCACUUCAUUGUGGACGAAGAAGAAGAAGAAGUUGAUGAGAACGGAGCCCCUGAGAGGACUAAGAAGCCAAAGGGUGUAAGAAGGCCUAUGGCACCAGGAGUCUCCUCCUCCUCUUUACAAGAGGCUCAUGAAUUAUUUGGCGAUGUCGAUGAACUUCUUUUGGCUCGCAAUCAUAUUCGAGGAUCAAAUGAUUAUAAAGAGACUAGACUUGAAGAUGAGUUUGAGCCUAUUGUUCUCUCUGACAAAUAUAUGACUGAGAACGAUCACCGCAUUAGGGACCUCGACAUUCCUGAGAGAAUGCAGAUAUCUGAGGAGAGUACCGGUGCUCCUUCACUUGAUGGAAGCAGUAUAGAUGAAGAGGGUCGGUGGAUAGUUACUCAACUUAAAAAUGGGGAAGUCCCUUGGAUUCACAAGAAAGAUUCAAGAGAGGAGCUACCGAUUGACAAGGAUGAUAUCGUCAGAUUUUUGGAACUGCAUCAUGUGCAAAAAUUAGAUAUUCCUUUUAUUGCCAUGUAUCGAAAGGAGAAGUGUUUAAGCUUAUUGAAAGACCUAGAGCAACUUGAAGCUGGUGAUGAUAAUUUUGAUAUGAAUAACAAGACACCUACUCUAAAAUGGCACAAGAUACUUUGGGCUCUACAGGACCUGGACAAGAAGUGGUUGUGUCUUCAGAAGCGGAAGAGUGCCCUCCAAUUAUACUACAAUAAACGGUUUGGCGAAGAGUCACGUUGUGUAUAUGAUGAAACAAGACUGAACUUGAAUAGGAAAUUGUUUGAUUCAGUUAUGAGAUCACUGAAAGAGGCGGAAUCUAAGAGGGAGGUUGAUGAUGCUGUUUCCAUGUUCAACUUGCAUUUCCCACCUGGUGAAGCCAGUGUUGAUGAAGGACAGUACAGAAGGCCAAAACGGAAGUCAAUGUAUAGCACUUUCAGUAAGGCGGGUCUGGGGGAGGUUGCAAGUAGGUUUGGGUGUAGCUCUGAGCAAAUCGGGUUAUGUUUAUCUGUAGUUCAGCUGCAUGAGUUGGAAGAUCCAAAGGAAACACCACAAGAGUUGGCUUCUAACUUCACUAGUGCAAUGUAUGAUACACCUGAAAAAGUACUUAAAUGUGCUAGGCAUAUGGCAGCUGUUGAGAUAACUUGUGAGCCUAGCAUAAAGAAACAUGUUCGUAGAUGCUUUAUUGACCAUGCUGUGGUGUCAACCUCUCCUACUGCCGAUGGAAAUAUGACCAUAGAUUCGUUCCAUCAGUUUUCUGGGGUGAAGUGGCUGCGAGAAAAGCCUUUGUUUAAAUUUGAGGAUGCCCAAUGGCUCCUUAUACAGAAGGCAGAAGAAGACAAACUCAUACAAGUUACUAUUAAGCUUCCCGAUGAGUAUCUUAAUAAGUUAAUAGACCAAUUCAAAGAGUAUUAUGUUAGUGAUAGUGUUAGCAGAUCUGCUCAAAUGUGGAAUGAACAGAGGAAGCUCAUACUGCAUGAUGCAAUUUUUCAAUUUCUUUUACCAUCAAUGGAAAAAGAAGCAAGAGUCGUCCUAGCAAACAAAGCAAAGCAUUGGGUGCUUAUGGAGUAUGGGAAGGCCUUGUGGAAUAAGGUUUCUGUGGGGCCUUAUCAACAACAGAAGGAAAAUGAUCUUACCUUGGAUGAUGUGGCUGCUCCUAGGGUUAUGGCAUGCUCUUGGGGCCCUGGAAAGCCACAGACUACUUUUGUUAUGUUAGAUUCAUCUGGAGAAGUUCAAGAUGUGCUACACACUGGGUCGCUUACUCAAAGGUCACAGAAUGUCCAUGACCAACAAAGGAAAAAGAGUGACGAGAAACGUGUGUUGAAGUUCAUGACAGAUCACCAACCUCAUGUUGUGGUAUUAGGAGCCGCUAACUUGUCUUGCCCUCGCUUGAAAGAAGACAUAUAUGAGGUUAUUUUUAAGAUGGUCGAGGAAAAUCCUAGAGAUGUUGGGCAUGAAAUGGACAGGCUCAGCAUUGUGUAUGGCGAUGAAUCUCUGCCUCGUCUUUAUGAAAAUUCUCUAAUUUCUUCUGAACAACUUCCUUCGCAGCAACUAGGUAUAGUGAGGCGGGCUGUUGCUCUUGGAAGAUAUCUCCAGAACCCGUUGGCAAUGGUUGCGACACUAUGUGGGCCCAGGAAGGAAAUAUUGUCAUGGAAGCUGAGCCCUUUGGAGAGUUUUCUCAACCUGGAUGAUAAAAUUGGGAUGGUUGAGCAGGUUAUGGUAGAUGUGACCAAUCAGGUUGGCUUAGACAUUAAUUUAGCAACAAGUCACGAAUGGUUAUUUGCUCCGUUACAAUUUAUUUCGGGGCUUGGUCCCCGGAAGGCUGCAUCCUUGCAGAGAUCGCUGGUUAGAGCCGGCUCAGUUUAUACCCGGAAGAACUUUUUGACAGAACACCAACUUGGUAAAAAAGUAUUUGUCAAUUCGGUUGGUUUCUUGCGUGUCCGGCAAAGUGGAUUGGCCGCCUCUAGCAGCCAAUUUUUUGAUUUGCUGGAUGAUACACGAAUUCAUCCAGAAUCGUAUAUUCUUGCUCAGGAGCUGGCCAAAGAUUUGUAUAAGGAAGAUGGCACAGGUGAUGCAACUGAUGACGAUGAUGCCCUAGAGGUGGCCAUAGAACACGUGAGAGAUCGACCUAGUUAUUUGAAAAACCUCGACGUUGAGGAAUAUGCUGUUGGAAAACUUCGUCAAGACAAAAUUAAAACUUUCUAUGAUAUAAAGAGAGAAUUGAUUCAAGGGUUUCAGGAUUGGCGUAAGCAAUAUGAAGAACCAAGUCAGGAUGAGGAGUUUUAUAUGAUAUCAGGUGAGACAGAAGAGACUCUUGCUGAAGGUAAAGUGGUCCAGGUUACAGUUCACCGAGUUCAAGCCGAGAAAGCAAUAUGUAGGCUUGAAUCUGGAAUGACUGGAAUCCUUAUGAAAGAAGACUUUGCAGAUGACUGGAGAGAUAUAAUUGAAUUAUCUAAUAGGCUACAUGAAGGUGACAUACUCACUUGUAAAAUCAAGUCAAUCCAAAAGAACAGGUAUCAAGCCUUCCUUCUUUUUAAAGAAAGUGGAAUGAGAAGUGAUCGGGUGCAUAACAACCACAAUUUUGAUCCCUAUUACCAUGAAGAACAGAGCUCCUUGCCGAGUGAGCAAGACAAAACUCAGAAACAAAAGGAUGCAAAAAAACAUUUCAACGCAAGGAUGAUUGUUCAUCCACGAUUUCAUAACCUUACUGCUGAUGAAGCAACCAAGUUCUUGUCAGACAAAGAUCCUGGUGAAAGUAUUUUCCAUCCUAGUUCACUGGGUCCUUCAUACCUUACUUUGACUCUUAAAAUUCACGAUGGAGUAUAUGCUCACAAAGAUAUAGUUGAAGGUGGGAAGAAACUGAAGGACAUCACAAGCUUACUUCGAAUAGGAAAUACACUUAAAAUUGAAGAUGACACUUUUGAGGAUUUAGAUGAGGUUAUAGACCGAUAUAUUGAUCCCUUGGUGACUCACUUAAAAACAAUGUUAAAUUAUCGCAAGUUCAGGACGGGCACAGAAACAAAAGUUGAGGAGCUUUUGAGGAUCGAAAAGGCGGAAUAUCCCAUGCGCAUAGUUUAUAGUUUUGGCAUCUCUCUUAAACAUCCAGGCACAUUUAUAUUGACUUACAUUAGAAGUACUAAUCCACACCACGAGUACAUUGGUCUUUACCCCAAAGGAUUCAUGUUCCGCAAAAAGAUGUUCAAGGAUAUUGACCGGCUUGUGGCAUAUUUUCAAAGGCACGUUGAUGAUCGAAAAAAUGAUUCAGUAGCUUCCGUUAAAUCUGUAGCUGCAAUGGUACCAAUCCGAAGCUCUGCAACUGGUUGCUCAUCAGGGGCAUCCGUGGGGAGUGGCUGGGGUGGUUCAAACAGCAAGUGUGGUUCCAGAACAGGACGACCUGAUUACAGAAACAAUGGGAAUCGAGAUGAACGCCCUAGUGGAAUGCCUCGUCCAUAUGGUUGUGGUUCUUAUAACAGUAGCAGUAGAGGACACAGCAAUCAUGGCGCGACCAGGUGGGGAUCUGCUAUAAAAGACAGGGAUGAUAGUUUAAGCAACUUCCCAGGGCUAAGGUUCAAAAUUCCCCUGGUGGUUGGGGAACUGGACUCAAGAAAGCUGUUGAAAGUGGAUGCUCUCGAAACUGGAUCAAAUGAUAUGAAUUUCUUUCUCACAAGAACAUUUAGUGGACCUUUCAUUAUUACAUAGAUAAAAUGAUUUUUAAUUUUUGUAUUUACAUGUUUACUUGAUCUUAGUUUAUGUACAGAAAACUCAUAAUUUAGGGUCAUAUGCCUAUAUAUACACACAAAAAGUGCUUUAUAAAUUGUUUUAGUACAAUCUUAGUUGAGAUAAAAAAUUUGAAAGAGAAUUUAUUAUUAUGUCAAAAUAAAAUAUAAUUCUCAUACCUUUGUUUAAUGAUAUUUCAUCUUUGAUUUACACAUAGUUUUACUCAUAUAAUAAAGUGUCAAAAUAACAUCUCUUUUGGUUUUGGUGCCCCAAAAAGUUUAAGAUCUUGUGUGAUCACACGCCAUAAACAUACUUAAAACU